AUGGCCAAGCGGAAAUCAUCGAAGCAGACGCCAGCGCAAAGCAAGAAGGCCAAAGUUUCCAGCCCGAGCCUUUUGACACCUCGUGAAAUCGAAGAUUUGGGCCAAGAAACGAUGCAAAAGGCAAAAUACAAUAACAUCGCCACGCUUUUGGCGCAAUUCAACCAGGCCAAAGCUGUUCUUGUGGAAAAAGAAGAUGAGACUGUAGAGUCUGCCGCUCGUGCUGUGCUUCUCCAGUUGUUCAACAUAUUCCUGAAGAUCUGGAAAGAGAACACCAUGAGCGAGCAAAAGGACGAGAAAAAACAGGUGAUUGCCAAGUGGUUGCAGGACAAAUACUCCAAGUUCAAGCAGCUUUUGUGCUGGCUCGUGGAGAACCGUUUGUCCUUUGAGCUGUCUGUCCAAUUGGACGCCUUGGACUUGAUGUUAGGUUUGGUUCGUGUCGAAUCCGAAGACGCCGAGUUUGCUGCUGAAACAUACGAGCAGUUGGCCCGACUGUUGCUCUUUAGUCAAAACGGCACCGUUCUUGCCAACGAGGCAACUGACAACUUUGUGCUUUUGGAGUUUGUGGAAAAAUUUGCCAAGUACUGGGACUUGCAAAAUUAUUUCUUCCUGUACUCGAUUGCAGAUGAGCUUGCUGCGUUGCAGGAGGAAAAAUCAGUCGACACAAGAAACUUAUUUGCCAACUACCUCACCAUCAUCAAGGAUGGUCUUUUGUACACUUCCGAUCAAGAGACUCUUCGGGAAAAGCCACUUUGGAUCAGUGGAACACUUCCAGCCACAGCAUAUAAAGUCAGUUUCAAAACUCGUUACCAAAAGUUCUUUUUGGCGAUGAUGAAAGUUGCAGACCUCUCCACUUCACAGUAUAAGGCACUUUUGCUCAUUUUGCACAAGCGCAUUAUUCCAUACUUGGGCUCUCCAGCUUGUCUUAUGGAUUUUCUCACAGAUGCAUACGACCAGGAAGAAGACGAGAUUGUGCCCAUUCUUGCUCUCAACUCUUUGUGGGAGCUUGUGAAGUCGUAUAACUUGGAGUAUCCCGACUUCUACACCAAGCUUUAUUCGCUUCUCACACCAUCCAUCUUGUACACGCGAUACCGCUCGAGAUUCUUCAGAUUAUGCGACUUGUUUCUCAGUUCUACCCACUUAUCGGCAAACUUGGUGGCGUCUUUCAUCAAAAAGUUGGCUCGUCUUGCGCUUACUGCUUCUGCUCCAGGUGUGGUGAUUGUUAUUCCAUUCAUCUACAACUUGCUCAAAAGACACCCAACUUGUAUGAUUAUGGUGCAAAACAGCGAUGUCACAGACUAUGUCGAUCCUUUUGAUGCCAACGAAAAGGAUCCCUACAACACUGGUGCCAUGGGAUCCUCUUUGUGGGAGUUGCAAACAUUGAUGAGCCAUUACCAUCCCAAUGUGGCCACUUUGGCGAAAAUCUUUGGCGAGCCAUUCCGCAAACCAAGCUACAACUUGGAAGACUUCUUGGACUGGAGCUACUUGACUUUGCUUGAAAGUGAAAUCAAAAGACGCUACAAGGGCUUGGCGUCUUUGGAAUACGAAGAGUGGGACUCUCUUUUUGAUGACAAGAGCGAAAAGGUGUACAUGAGUGGCUGGGUUCUUUAG
Messenger RNA from Clavispora lusitaniae ATCC 42720, 1608 nucleotides. RefSeq names its product ribosome biosynthesis protein (gene NOC4). Gene Ontology annotation, cellular component: small-subunit processome; nucleolus; Noc4p-Nop14p complex. NCBI's taxonomy places the organism in Eukaryota, Fungi, Ascomycota, Pichiomycetes, Serinales, Metschnikowiaceae. The record is from RefSeq and is a predicted model, not a curated record. Gene Ontology annotation, biological process: ribosome biogenesis.